AAAAGUCAAGUUUGCCUUUAUUCCUAUGCAUCUUCAUAUAAUAAUUAUGAGAGAGAGAGAGAGAGAGGAAAUGGAGAUGGAGAAGGACAGGAAGAGGAAAAGGGUGGAGAAGGGAGAGGCUGCGAUUGGCGGUGGCCAGAUGAGCAGCAAAGCACAAACACCGGUGGUGGCGCCGACGGAGGAGGAGGUGGAGGAGUUCUUCGCCAUUCUGAGAAGGAUGCACGUCGCCGUCAAGUACUUUCAGAAGGGAGUUUCUAUCGGUGAUGAGCUGCCAUCGGCUGCCGGAUAUCGACGGCGUUCUAACAGGGCGGAGAAUGGUGGACUGGAUCUCAACGCUGUGCCGGAACCGGAAAGUAAUUCAGACUAAGUGGUUUGUUUAAGUAUUUUCAAUAAUAAUAAUAAAUGUACGACUCCAUUAUUACAACUUAUUUUAUUUUCGUAUUGAUUGAUU
Molecule: messenger RNA, 451 nt
Organism: Sesamum indicum (sesame)
Lineage: Eukaryota; Viridiplantae; Streptophyta; Magnoliopsida; Lamiales; Pedaliaceae
Product: protein NIM1-INTERACTING 2
Biological process (GO): regulation of systemic acquired resistance
Source: RefSeq, a predicted model, not a curated record